Molecule: messenger RNA, 1985 nt
Organism: Scheffersomyces stipitis CBS 6054
Lineage: Eukaryota; Fungi; Ascomycota; Pichiomycetes; Serinales; Debaryomycetaceae
Gene: YJQ3.2
Product: multidrug efflux protein
Exons: 1
Coding region: 105-1925 (606 amino acids)
Biological process (GO): transmembrane transport
Cellular component (GO): membrane
Molecular function (GO): transmembrane transporter activity
Source: RefSeq, a predicted model, not a curated record
CAACUGUGGCCAGGCGAUUUUUGGAGGGCAUAUUUAUAGAGCAGCGGUUUCUUUGGUACAAAUUACAUACAAAGUUGCUAAUUAUUCUUUGCACAUAAGAUAGUAUGACAAAGUCUAAGUCUCCACAGUUGCAGGAGGAGAUUGUCGAAAUUCCGGAAGCGGACCCAAGCUCCUUUGGCAACGAUACCAGUGCCAUUUUGGAACAUGCUGCUGAAGAAGUCUACGGAGCUUUGGUGGAAGACACAGAUGACGAAGACUUGGACGAGGAUGCGCUCUGGUUGCGAGAACAGCGAGAAUCCAACAAAUCUUUGCAUUGGUUAUUGAGACCUACGGUGCUUACGAUGUGUUUUGUUGCACUUCUGUAUUUCACUGGUAUGGCGAUAGCUGAACCUGGUAAGCUGUUGGCGAUUUACCAGUUGGCUUGUAAUACUGUUGAGACCGACGGGGUGUGUGACCCAGUGUCCACCCAGAUUCUAGUUUCUACACUUGCUCAAUACCAGUUGGUAGUAGGAACAUCGUUUGCCUUGUUGGCACUGACCAAAGUGGGUGUAUUGUCGGAUAUAUACGGCAGAAAGCCGCUUAUAGCAGGAUACAUUGUUGCUAAUACUUUACAACGUUAUUUCCAGUACUUUCUCUUCGCCCAUUACAAGGAAUUGCCGUUCGUGAUGUUAGUGGUCGGUGAAGGGUUGGUUAAUUUCUGCGGUGGGUUGUCGUCGUUUGGUGCGUUGAUGCAAGCAUAUAUCUCGGAUGUUGUUGAACCUCACCAGAGAAUUUAUCUGAUUGGUUUGGCUAUGGCUGCAAUGCAGGUCGGGGCAGCAAUCGGACCCAUUAUCUGUAAUCUCAUAGUAUCGCAGAUUAAAGAUGAAGUGGUUGCACCCAUAAAAGGUCCUCAAUUUCAUGUCAUGAGUAUCAGUGCAAGGGCAGAUUUGAGAAAAAAAGAUAUUGUUCCUUUGCAAGUUGAAUUGUUUGUGUUCACUCUCUUGGCUAUUUACUUGGUGUUCUUUUUCCCCGAAUCCAGGAGCGAAAAGGCAAAGACCAAGUCUAGAAGUAACUCUGUGGCUUCUGGUAACUCUUCUGGUUCCGGAAGAUUGGAUGCAGUUGCACAAUUGCAGACUUUGGAACAGCCUACUUUGCUCAAUAGAGUUGGUCACAUGUUAAACUUGUUUCGACCCUUAAUCUUGUUGACGUACCCUGCCAGUGUGGUUAGUUCCAAUAACAAGUCUAGGCAUAUUAGAUACAGAAUUGCCAUCAUUUCCAUCGUGUUGGUUGGUAGUAUUGUAAAUGCUAUUGUUACAGGAAUCGGCACCAUUCUUAUCCAGUAUGGUAUUCUCAAAUUCAACUGGGAUACGCAGGACUUGGGCUACAUGCUAUCACUUUUCUCUGGUUCUAUGACUUUCAUGUAUAUUGUUGGAUCUCCAAUUCUUAUCCACACUGUUUUGCGCAAAUGGUGUGGCUUAAAAGUCAUGAAACGUCAGCUUGAUAUGGUGGAUUUUUCUGUGAUUUUAUUUGCGCGUGUAGCAGACAUAUUUGCCUUUGUCUUCAUGGCCAUGGCUAAGAACACUGGCCAGAUGCUUGCAUCCUUGUCACUUAUUGCUCUUGGUGCACCUGCUGGACCUACAAUUUCAUCCGCUCUUCUUAAAUUCUACCCUGCUUCCAAAGCUGGUGAAUUCUUUGCAGCCAUGUCGUUGUUGCAGAACAUAUUUACUCUUGUUUUUCCCUUGGCAACGUUGUCAUUGUUUAAGUAUGGGUUAAAGAAUGGAGUUCCUCAGUUGGGAUUCUACUUGGUGGCUGUGGCUUGUCUUGUCAAUUCCAUUGUGAUCAUUUUUGUCAAGAAAGUAUUGCGUUUGAACAGACACUCUACAGACGAUCAGUUGGUUAGAAGCAGCUCCAUGAUUUCAUUGCCCAGUUCCCACUUGAGUACCUAAUUAGAUCUAGACCUUAUACCCCUUGUUAUGAUUAAUGCAAUAUAAUAAUAUUAUUAUUAG